AUGGCUACCGCUUCACAGAACUGUCGCUUCCAUGGAAUCAGUGCUUUCUUCUUCCUCAAUCUCUAUUACUGGAACUCUCUCACGUUUGCCGAGACUACUACUACCAAUGUGUACAUAGUGUAUUUGGGUGCGAAGAAGCAUGAGGACCCAACAGCCACUCUGAAGUCUCACCAUGACAUGCUAGCCACGUUGCUUGGAAGCAAAGAAGCUGCCAAGAAUUCGAUUCGGUACAGCUAUAAGCAUGGCUUCUCUGGGUUUGCAGCUACUCUGUCCGACUCCCAAGCAAAAGCAGUAGCAGACUUUCCGGGUGUUAUUCGAGUGUUCCCUAAUUGCAUUCAUAAACUUCAUACUACCCGAAGCUGGGAGUUUCUAGGACUCCAUUCACAUGAGUAUCCAAGUGACCUUUUGUCUAAAACUAAUAAGGGUGAAGGGACUAUUAUUGGCAUUAUAGAGUCAGGAAUCUGGCCGGAGUCAGAAAGCUUUAAGGAUGAUAACAUGGGUCCAAUUCCAUCACGUUGGAAAGGAAUUUGCCAAACUGGACAGUAUUUCAGUUCCACCCACUGCAAUAAGAAAAUCAUUGGUGCUCGCUGGUUUGUAAAAGGCUAUGAGAAGGCAUUGGAGAAGCCCAUUAACACCACUGGAUCUGCAGAGUAUUUAUCCCCAAGGGACAAAGUAGGGCAUGGCACCCACUGUGCUUCCACAGCUGCGGGUCGUUUUGUACCAAAUGUAAGCUAUCAAGGGCUAGGUACUGGUUUAGCUAGAGGGGGUGCACCUCUUGCUCGCCUAGCAAUCUACAAGGCUUGUUGGUUUAGCGGACAUUGUACAGCUGCAGAUUUGCUAAAAGCAUUUGACAAGGCCUUACAUGAUGGAGUAGACAUUUUAUCAGUGUCUAUGGCCCCUAGAGUACUGCCUUUGGACGACUAUGUUGUUGCAAUGAGUAAUGGGAUUGGAGUAGGUGCAUUUCAUGCUGUAGAAAAGGGGAUAACCGUGGUUUGUGCAGCAGGGAACGCAGGUCCACAUUCUUAUACGGUUCAAAACUCGGCUCCUUGGAUCAUCACUGUUACUGCUACCACUAUUGACAGGGCUUUCCUAACAGAGAUUACACUUGGAAACAAUCAAACUUUCUUGGGCCAAUCUCAAUCACAUAUAAAGCGGAAAGGAUUUGAUCAUAUUGUCUACUUAACAGACCUGGUCAUAAUAAAAUUAGCAGAUGAUGCAUUAAAUUUCAAGGAAAACAUUGAGACAUUAGUGAAGAGAAAGGUUGUCCUUUGGUUUAUAGAGCCAUCUGCAAACAAUUUUGAUCGAUAUGACAUAGUUGUGAAAGCAGGAGGAUUCGGCAUUAUAUUUGUGCAACCUCAAAAUGGUCUCCUUCCAUGCCAUGACAUUCCCUGUAUUACAGUAGAUUAUGAAAUAGGGACAAGCAUAGUUUCCUACAUCAGAAGAACAAGAUCAGCAGUUGUGAAGCUCAGUGAGCCAAAGUCUGUAGUUGGGAAAUGGGUAUCUCCACGAGUGGCCUCAUUCUCAUCCAGAGGACCAAGUUCUUUGUCACCUGCUGUGUUGAAGCCUGACAUAGCUGCUCCUGGAGUGAACAUCUUAGCUGCAGUUCCACCACAAAUUAAGAAUGGUCCCGCCGGAUAUGAAUUCCAAAGCGGAACUUCAAUGGCUUGCCCUCAUGUGGCUGGAGUGGCUGCCCUCAUCAAGUCUUUGCACAAAGAUUGGUCCCCUGCGGCCAUAAAAUCAGCAAUUGUGACUACUGCCUCACAAACUGGCACAAAUGGACAAGUGAUAUGGGCACAGGGAGAUCCUCGCAAGCCAGCUGACCCUUUUGACAUUGGUGGAGGGCAUAUCAAUCCUAGGAAAGUAGCAGAUCCAGGGCUCAUUUAUGAUAUUAGCAAGGAGAAUUACUACAUUCAAUUCCUCUGUUCCAUGGGCUACACCAAUGAACAAAUUACCAACAUGUUGAACAAAAUCCACAUGAAGGGAAGAGGAGUCUCUUGUUCGAAAAAUAAGUAUUCUGAGUUGGACCUGAAUCUCCCCUCUAUCUCCAUCCCAAACCUUAAAAAUACCAUAACAGUCACCAGGACUGUGACAAAUGUGGGGUCUAUUAAUUCAUUCUACAGAGCUUUGGUGGAUUCUCCUCAUGGUGUUAGAGUGAAAGUUGAACCACGGACACUGUCCUUCAAUUCAUCCAUCACCAUGAUUUCAUUCAAAGUGACCUUUACUUCUACUCAGAAAUUGCUUGGGGAUUACUCAUUUGGAAGCCUUUCUUGGACUGAUGGCCAGCAUUUGGUUAGGAUUCCAUUAGCGGUUCGUGUUAUUGAGUAUAAAUCUUUUGUGGACACUUAGGGUUAUUUUAAU
Molecule: messenger RNA, 2358 nt
Organism: Telopea speciosissima
Lineage: Eukaryota; Viridiplantae; Streptophyta; Magnoliopsida; Proteales; Proteaceae
Product: subtilisin-like protease SBT3.9
Exons: 10
Coding region: 1-2346 (781 amino acids)
Biological process (GO): proteolysis
Molecular function (GO): serine-type endopeptidase activity
Source: RefSeq, a predicted model, not a curated record